GGUCAACAAGAAGAGGUGGGGGGAUUUAGCUGAGCACAGCAGUGGGGUUGGUAGCAUAUAAAUAUGAGCUGGGGUGUGUCCAGGUGUUUUCUAUUCACCAUGGGACUGCUGGCUCUGUUGCUGAUGGUUGGAGCUGCUGCUGCAGUUCCCCGCGAAGAUGGCAGAAUCAUUGGUGGGCAGGACUGUGAACCUCACUCUCGUCCAUACAUGGCCUCCCUUAACUAUGGUUACCACUUCUGCGGUGGGGUUCUCAUCAACAGUCAGUGGGUUCUCUCUGUUGCCCACUGUUGGUACAAUCCCUAUGCCAUGCAGAUCAUGUUGGGAGAACACGACGUGCGAGUGUUUGAGGGUACAGAGCAGCUCAUGAAGACUGAAAACAUCAUCUGGCACCCUAGUUACGACUACCAGACUCUGGAUUAUGACAUCAUGCUGAUCAAGCUCUUCCACCCAGUAGAGGUGACUGCGGCAGUCGCACCCAUCCCAUUGCCCAGAGAGUGCCCAAUGGGGGGGCUCCCCUGCUCUGUGUCUGGCUGGGGUAACACGGCCAUGAAUGGCGAGGUCUACUUGCCCACCCGUCUGCAGUGUCUGAACGUGCCCAUAGUUCACGACCAGGACUGUGAAAACGCUUAUCCUGGCAUGAUCACACGCAGGAUGGUGUGUGCCGGAUACAUGGAUGGGGGCAGAGAUGCAUGCAAUGGUGACUCCGGCAGCCCUCUGGUGUGUGCUGGAGAGGUCCACGGGCUGGUGUCAUGGGGUCAGGGAUGUGCCAUGCCUAACUACCCCGGAGUCUACGUCAAAGUGUGCGAGUUCCUCUACUGGAUUGAGGACACCCUGGCAGCCAACCCCUGAAGAAAUUACCCAUUUUUCCUUCACUUCACCCCC
Messenger RNA from Micropterus salmoides (largemouth bass), 882 nucleotides. RefSeq names its product trypsin-like. Lineage: Eukaryota; Metazoa; Chordata; Actinopteri; Centrarchiformes; Centrarchidae. Gene Ontology annotation, biological process: proteolysis. Gene Ontology annotation, molecular function: serine-type endopeptidase activity. The record is from RefSeq and is a predicted model, not a curated record.